AAGUAAAUGAACUAGAAAAUGACAUAACAAAAAAUCACAAAUCAAAACUUUGAAACGUGGAGAUAAAACACACAAUAUAUAAUAGAUAUAGGAAAAUAAAAUAUCAAUGAAACGACAAACACAUCCCCAUCUCUCUCUCUAUCUCUAGUAGUUGUUUUCCUUCACUAAUUGAUGCUUCCUUUUCGUUGUUGUCUCCGAGUAAAUGGCUUUUAAACUGUAGAAAAAGAUAAAGUAGAGCAAGCAAGCCAGCAAAACAAAACAAAACAAAAAAGUAGAGCAAGCAACCUCCAACACUCUGGCAUGGCGUCUCAAGAUUCCCAUCCCUUGAUGAAGAAGCUCCUUAGCUUCUUUUUAUCUACUCUUUUCCUACUCACUGAAGUCAACUCUGAAACGAAUUGCAGGAACUUCAAAUCGAUCAUCAGCUUCGGAGAUUCCAUUGCCGACACUGGAAACUUGCUCGGUCUCUCUGAUCCUAAUGAUCUUCCUGCGGCCGCGUUUCCACCGUACGGAGAAACAUUCUUCCAUCAUCCCACGGGCCGUUUCUCAAACGGUCGUCUCAUCAUCGAUUUCAUUGCUGAAUUCUUGGGGUUACCGCUUGUGCCACCUUUUUAUGGAUCUCAAAAUGCAAACUUUGAGAAAGGAGUAAAUUUUGCGGUCGGGGGAGCAACGGCACUUGAUCCUUCAGUUCUCCAGGAGAGGGGGAUUAACUUUGCUUACACCAAUGUUAGUUUAGGAGUUCAGCUUAAGAGCUUCAAGGAUAGUUUGCCUAACCUAUGUGGCUCCCCAUCAGACUGCAGAGAUAUGAUCGAAAAUGCGUUGAUUCUCAUGGGAGAAAUUGGAGGGAAUGACUAUAAUUACCCACUCUUUCUUGGCAAACCUAUUCAAGAGAUCAGAGAGCUGGUUCCACUUGUGAUCACUACUAUAUCUUCUGCAAUCACGGAGUUGAUUAGUAUGGGUGGAAGAACAUUUCUGGUGCCAGGAGAGUUCCCACUCGGAUGCUCAGUAAUCUAUUUGACAUUAUAUAAAACAUCAAACAAGGAAGCAUAUGAUUCUUCAGGUUGUUUGAAAUGGCUGAACGACUUUGGAGUAUACCAUGACGACCAGCUUCAGGCAGAACUCAAAAAGCUCCGGAAGCUGUACCCUCAUGUCAACAUCAUAUACGCAGACUAUUACAACGCUCUUUUACGCCUUUCCCAAGAAGCAACCAAAUUUGGGUUCAUAGACAGACGCUUGCCUUCUUGCUGCCGUUUUCUAGCAUCAAACAACUUCACAUUCGGUGGGGAAGAAAUGGAAUGUUGUAGUGAUCCUUCAAAGUAUGUGAGCUGGGACAAUGUUCAUAUGACUGAGGCUGCAUACAAAUUGAUGGCUGAGGGUGUACUUAAGGGACCCUAUGCCAUUCCACCUUUUGAUUGGUCUUGCCUCAGCUCUAAAAUAAAGAACAAUGGAUCAUCUCACUCAACAAGUAUUCUUUGAUGAACCACUUAUAUUACUUGGUCUGAAAAUUGGGAUAAAAGAUGAUGGAUACUGUUAAAAAAAAUAUGUAUGUUCUAUAGUGUUUGUAUUGGUUCAUGUAUUGUACUAAUAGACAAUUUGUAUUCUUGUUAUGGUAA
Eruca vesicaria subsp. sativa (arugula) is the source of this 1610-nucleotide messenger RNA. NCBI's taxonomy places the organism in Eukaryota, Viridiplantae, Streptophyta, Magnoliopsida, Brassicales, Brassicaceae. The record is from the annotation of a GenBank genome assembly.